Messenger RNA from Paramecium primaurelia, 1511 nucleotides. The record is from the annotation of a GenBank genome assembly. Lineage: Eukaryota; Ciliophora; Oligohymenophorea; Peniculida; Parameciidae.
AUGUAACAAUUAUUGAAACCUUCACUUAAUUUUGAUUUCUAAUAAGUUGUAUUUGAGGAUAACCUUCAAUCAACAUAAUAAAUCAGUGCCUAAUAAAACAAAGAUAAACUUAAUCAAUAAUUCAAAAAAUAAGAUAAAAAAGUAAAUUAAAAAAACAUUAUCAGACCAUUGAGUUAAUCAGGAUAAAGAUCAUCUUCAAAUAAAAAGGAUUUAAAUUAAUAAACUAAGGGAGUGGAAUCUAAACAAUUAACAUAAUAACAUAGUUCUCCAUAACAUUUUUCUGCUAAAUAAGUUAAAUUUGAUAAUAAUAAAACAUAAGGGACAACUUCUAAUAUAUAAUCUAAUUGUUAUUUUUCUUAAUAAAACAAUAUUCUGGUAAAAUAACCUAUAUAUUCAAAAUAAUAACAAAUGGACAAUAAUAACAAUAAAUAAUAAUAUUAAAAAUAAAAUAAUAUUAAAAAUGCAGGUAUUUUUGAUUGGGAUGAUGAUGAUAGGGAUUUGGAUAAUAAUUUCUUUAUUUCUUAGAGUCCUACAUCUAAAAUUCAUAUUUAAAAGUAUGAAUCUAUUGAAAAGGCAAAUUAAUAAUAGUUUAUAUAUAAGUAAUAAAAGACUAACAUUAUUGAAACCUCAAUUAAAUAAAACCAAGACAUAUUAAAAUAAUAAUAAAAGGAAAUAUAAUAAAAAUUGGAUAAUAUAUAAUAAUUGCGAAUGAAUGAAUUGCUUUAAAAUAAUUUGGUAUUAGAAUAAGUUCCACAUUUAGAUGAAGAAUAAUAUUAUGAUGAUUUUGAAUAGGAAAAGUAAACUUAAAAGAAAUCUACUUAAAAAAUGGAGUAUGAAUAAGUAUAUGAUUAAGAUAACUUUGAAAUUGAUGAAGAAAGUAAGAUAAUAAAUAAGGAUUAAGAAAUUUAAUAAGUUUAAGUAAGAUAAUAAUAAGAAAUUGAAACUAAAUAAUCUUAAAUUAAAUUAGAGAAAGUUUAAGAUAAUAAUAAGAAAGUUAAAUCAAAUGAAAGUUUAAUAAAGACAUCCAAAAAAGUAGUAUAUAAGGCUAAAAAUGCUAAAGAAAGAAAAGAAGAAAUAAUGAAUAUGAGAUCUGAUCUUGAAAAGUAUUUGUUGUAGAAUAACACUAAUAUUUCUAAGAUGUUUUAAGAAUUGUAAGAUACUAAAGAUAAGGAAAGAAUUAUGAUAGAAGUAAGUACUAAAAGGUAAGAUGAAUUAUCUUAAGCAAAACUCACAUUAAAAUAAUUAAAAGAAAAAUUUAGUAGAUAAAAAUAGAUUAUUGAAGUAAUUAUUUAAUUUAUUUAUUUAAGGAAUUAGAUAAGAAAGAACAUUAUGCUAAUUAAAUUAUAUAAAAGUUGACUGAGAAUAAACAAAAAUAUAAUUAAUAAUGGGAGAAUCAAAUAGAGAAAUUUAUGGCAUGCAAAGUUAUUGCUAGAUUUUUAAAAGGUAGAAGAGACAGAAAAUUAUUUACAGAAUUUCGAAGACAAAGCUUUAUUAAUAGAUUAAAAUAAUGA